Molecule: messenger RNA, 4052 nt
Organism: Pteronotus mesoamericanus
Lineage: Eukaryota; Metazoa; Chordata; Mammalia; Chiroptera; Mormoopidae
Gene: ADCY7
Product: adenylate cyclase 7
Exons: 25
Coding region: 1-3246 (1081 amino acids)
Biological process (GO): adenylate cyclase-inhibiting G protein-coupled receptor signaling pathway; cAMP biosynthetic process; intracellular signal transduction
Cellular component (GO): plasma membrane
Molecular function (GO): adenylate cyclase activity
Source: RefSeq, a predicted model, not a curated record
AUGCCGGCCAAGGGACGUUACUUUCUCAACGAGGGCGAAGAGGGCCCGGACCGGGACGCCCUGUACGAGAAGUACCGCCUCACCAGCCAGCACGGCCCGCUGCUGCUCACGCUGCUGCUGGUGGCCAUCGCGGCCUGCGUCGCCCUCAUCAUCGCCGCCUUCAGCUACGGGGGCCCGUCCGGACAGCAGGCUGUCCUGGGGACCGCAUUCCUGACGCUGGCCGUGUUUGCGGUGCUGGCCCUGCUGGUGUGCAUGGAGUGCCUCAGCCGCCGGUGGCUCUGGGCCUCCGCGCUGCUCACCUGGGCCUGCCUCGUGGCGCUGGGCUACGUGCUGGUGUUUGAUGCGUGGAGGAAUGGGACUUGUGCGUGGGAGCAGGUGCCCUUCUUCCUGUUCGUGGUCUUCGUGGCCUACACGCUGCUGCCCUUCGGCAUGCAGGGGGCCAUGGUGGCGGGCCUCGUCUCCAGCGCCUCCCACCUGCUGGUGCUGGGCGUUCUGAUGAAGGUCUUCUCGUCCCCCAGCGUCGGGGUGGGGCUGCAGCUGCUGACCAAUGCCAUCAUCUUCCUGUGCGGGAACCUCACGGGUGCCUUCCACAAGCACCAGAUGCAGGACGCCUCCCGCGACCUCUUCACCUACACUGUAAAGUGCAUCCAGAUCCGGCGGAAGCUGCGCAUCGAGAAGCGCCAGCAGGAGAACCUGCUGCUGUCGGUGCUGCCGGCCCACAUCUCCAUGGGCAUGAAGCUGACCAUCAUCGAGCGGCUCAAGGAGUGCGGGGACCGCCGCUACUUGCCUGACAACAACUUCCACAGCCUCUACGUCAAGCGGCACCAGAAUGUCAGCAUCCUCUACGCUGACAUUGUGGGCUUCACGCGGCUGGCCAGCGACUGCUCCCCCAAAGAGCUGGUGGUGAUGCUGAAUGAGCUCUUCGGGAAGUUCGACCAGAUUGCCAAGGCCAACGAGUGCAUGCGCAUCAAGAUCCUGGGAGACUGCUACUACUGCGUGUCAGGCUUGCCUGUGUCCCUGCCCACCCACGCCCGGAACUGCGUGAAGAUGGGGCUGGACAUGUGUGAGGCCAUUAAGCAGGUGCGGGAGGCCACGGGCGUGGACAUCAGCAUGCGUGUGGGCAUCCACUCGGGGAACGUGCUGUGUGGUGUCAUCGGGCUGCGCAAGUGGCAGUACGACGUGUGGUCCCACGACGUGUCCCUCGCCAACAGGAUGGAGGCAGCUGGAGUCCCGGGCCGGGUGCACAUCACAGAGGCAACGCUGAGCCACCUGGACAAGGCCUACGAGGUGGAGGAUGGCCACGGGCAGCAGCGGGACCCCUACCUGAAGGAGAUGAACAUCCGCACCUACCUGGUCAUCGACCCCCGGAGCCAGCAGCCACCCCCGCCCAGCCAGCACCUCCCCAAGCCCAAGGGGGACGCGGCCCUGAAGAUGCGGGCGUCCUUGCGCAUGACCCGCUACCUCGAGUCCUGGGGGGCUGCGCGGCCCUUCGCCCAUCUCAACCACCGAGAGAGCGUGAGCAGCGGCGAGACCCCUGUCCCCAGCGGCCGGAAGAUCAGGGCCAUCCCCCUGCGGCGCCACCGGACCCCCGACAGGAGUGCGUCCCCCAAGGGGCGGUCGGAGGACGACUCGGACGAUGACGAGAUGCUGUCAGCCAUCGAGGGGCUCAGCUCCACGAGGCCCUGCUGCUCUAAGUCCGACGACUUCCACACCUUCGGGUCCAUCUUCCUGGAGAAGGGCUUUGAGCGAGAGUACCGCCUGGCGCCCAUCCCCCGGGUCCGCCACUACUUCGCCUGCGCCAGCCUCGUCUUCGUCUGCAUCCUGUUGGUCCACGUCCUGCUGAUGCCCAGGACGGCGGCCCUGGGGGUGUCCUUUGGGCUGGUGGCCUGCGUGCUGGUGCUGGUGCUGGGCCUGUGCUUUGCCCAUGAGUUCUUGAGGUGCUGCCCCACCUGGGGGACGCUCCCGGCCCUGUCCGAGAGGGUGGAGACCCACCCGCUCCUGCGCUUGUCCCUGGCCAUCCUGACCAUUGGCAGCCUGCUCACCGUCGCCGUUGUCAACCUGCCGCUGCCGCCGCCGCCUUCCCCAGCCCUGGGGCUGCCGGCCGGGAACGAGUCGAGCCCGAGGGGCCUGAGCAGCAGGGACAGGACCCUGUGUGAGCUGCUCCCGUACUACACUUGCAGCUGCAUCCUGGCCUUCGUCGCCUGCUCUGUGUUCCUGCGCGUGAGCCUGGAGCUGAAAGUGGUGCUGCUGACGGUGGCCUUGGUGGCCUACCUGGUGCUCUUCAACGUCUCCCAGUGCGCGCAGUGGGGCUGCUGUAGCUGCGGCCUGGGCAACCUCACCGAGACCAAUGCUACCCUCAGCUCCCCGGCCUGUCAGUGCAGCAGCCUGAAGACCACGAGCAGCUUCUACCUGGUUCUCUUCUACUUCACCCUCCUCACGCUCUCCAGACAGAUCGACUACUACUGCCGCUUGGACUGUCUGUGGAAGAAGAAGUUCAAAAAGGAGCACGAGGAGUUUGAGACCAUGGAGAGCGUGAACCGCCUUCUGCUGGAGAAUGUCCUGCCGGCGCACGUGGCCGCCCACUUCAUCGGGGACAAGCUGAACGAGGACUGGUACCAUCAGUCUUAUGACUGCGUCUGUGUCAUGUUUGCGUCUGUGCCGGAAUUCAAAGUGUUCUACACGGAAUGUGACGUCAACAAGGAGGGGCUCGAGUGCCUGCGCCUGCUCAACGAGAUCAUCGCCGACUUCGAUGAGCUGCUGUUGAAGCCCAAGUUCAGUGGCGUGGAGAAGAUCAAGACAAUCGGCAGCACCUACAUGGCAGCUGCUGGGCUCAGCGGCCCCUCCGGGCAGGAGAACCAGGACCUGGAGCGGCAGCACGCCCACAUCGGCAUCAUGGUGGAGUUCAGCAUCGCCCUGAUGAGCAAGCUGGACGGCAUCAACAGGCACUCCUUCAACUCCUUCCGCCUGCGUGUCGGCAUCAACCACGGGCCUGUGAUCGCCGGCGUGAUCGGGGCGCGGAAGCCUCAGUACGACAUCUGGGGAAACACAGUCAACGUGGCCAGUAGGAUGGAGAGCACUGGGGAGCUCGGCAAGAUCCAGGUGACUGAAGAGACAUGCACCAUUCUCCAGGGACUAGGUUAUUCUUGUGAGUGCCGAGGACUGAUCAACGUCAAAGGCAAAGGGGAACUGAGGACUUACUUCGUCUGCACAGACACUGCCAAGUUUCAAGGGCCUGGGCUGAACUGAGGGCUGGCGGCAGGGCCAGGACUUGCGCGGGCCGACCCCCUCCCCGAGGGCAGGCCGACGGGAAGCCGCAGCCCCUUGCCGGUCACGGCCUUCCACGGGCCUGGCCACCGCUGCCUCCCAGCAGAUGGCUCCGCGUGACUCCCGUGGAUUCGCACGGGAGGACUUCCGGGGAUGCGGGUGCGCGGUCCCAGCUCGAGGCGGCCAGAGCCUCCCCAGGCCCGGGGUGCCAGGCCCUCCGAGCUGCUGGCGUCGGGACGAGGCUCACUGCCGAGGUGCACGCCCUCCUCCGGCCCCUGACCGGACACACCUGUGGGUGCUGGGGCACUAGCUGCAGGAGCGACCCCUUUCCUAGGUGCAGGACUGAGACCAGGAGUAUGUGGGGGGGCUGGGGGGCGCCCUUCGCCCCAGGGGACCAGCUGGGGGUCUGCUUCUUGCCUGGGCGAGCUGGUAAACAGCUGGCGAGGGGGUGUCAGGCCUGCUCAUGGCUUCAGGAGACAGACCACGGAGGACACGCGCUGUUGUUUUCCAUUUCUGCGGUGUGUUUGUUUUAAACGGAUACAUUAUUAACGGAGGUUUUAUCCUUUUUAAUGACUUCUUAGAGGCUAGACAGCUGUCUUCCCUCCAAGCAUAUUCUCUUGCCUUUUAACCACUGGCACAUAAGUAGGACUCCUGUCCCGUGUCAGCUUAUGGGCUUAUCCCAGCUCUGUGGGAUGUGGCUCCAAGCAAGACGGCAGGGAGGAGCGUGGCCCUGGCACUAAAUCAGACCACUUUGGGUCCCAUAUUUUGAGAUAAGGUUCAAUAAACAA